AAUUCUUGUUCGAUAUUUUUGAAAUUUUUUAAUGCAAAUUAUAAGGAUAACGCGUAAUGAAUUCGUCAAAAGAAAGUGAAGAAAGGAAACCAAAUCCUAUUUUAAAAUCAAAUUUUUUAUCUAAAUGGUUUUUUUGGUGGACACGUGAAAUAUUUAGUAAGGGUUAUCGUGAAAAACUUGAUGAAAGCGAUUUGUAUUCACAUUUGCCAGAUUUGGACGGAAAAAUAUUAUCGAGCGAGUUGACUAAAUAUUGGGAAAGAGAAGUGCGUCGAAAGAACCCGAAUUUACUUCGUGUUAUCUUUCGUGCUUAUGGUUGGAGAUUCGUGCCUAUCUGCAUACUAUAUUCCAUUUUUGCCAUAUCGAUUCACGCACUACAACCGAUAUUUUUAGGCUUGUUUGUAUCAUAUUUCUCAGAAGGUCAAACUGAUAUCUCAAAGCAAAAUGCAUACCUCUACGCCACAGGCAUAGUCUUAUGUUCGUUGAUUAACACAUUAUGUUUUCAUCCGUUUAUGUUUUAUCUUUUCGAAAUUGGUACACGGGUACGUCUCGCUUGCUCUGGCUUAGUUUAUCGGAAAUGUUUACGCUCAUCCAUAACGGCAGACAACAGCGGCAUGAGUGCCUUUGCCAUUUCAGUGCUUUCAUCUGAUUUAGCGCAAUUCAAUCUAACUUUCUACUUCUUUCAUGAUCUUUGGCGUGGUCCACUAGAAGGAUGCGUUUUUGGUUAUAUAAUGUAUCGUGAAAUUGGUUGGCCAGCAUUAGUCGGCAUUGGUUCCAUCAUAGUUUUCAUACCACUACAAGCUUGGGCUGCUAAAGCUGCUGCACACUUCCGACUAAAAUACUCCGACUUUGGCGAUGAUCGUGUCAAACUAAUGAAUGAGAUUAUAUCAGCUAUACAACUGAUAAAAAUGUAUGCUUGGGAGAAGUCCUUUGCCAAGAUAAUAGCUACUUUGCGAAAACGUGAAGUGAAAGCCAUAAGAGAUAAUAUGAACGUAUAUGCAGCUUUGCAAUGCACAGAUAUGAUUUCAAAAUUUGCUCUCUUCCUAAGUCUGGUCACGUAUGUUUACACUGGUGAGUUAGUCACAGCAAGAAAAGUGUUUAUAGUCUCUUCAUACUAUAAUGCGCUAAAUGAUUCUCUGUUGCAUUUCUGGCCGCUAUCGAUUACUACUUGGGCUGAAACGCUUGUUUGUGGAAAACGUGUUGUUACUUUUUUAACACUAUCGGAAGACCCCGCUGAUGGUGGCAUUGAGAAUUUUGGCGCAGAUAAUGAAGAGGAAAAGCGUAGUUUCAGUGGCAGAAUGCACAAUCCACAUGCUAUUAAAAAGAAUCUAACUUUACACAAUCUAUCUGCUACUUGGGAUAAACAGGAAAUAGAGAAACCACAACGUCAUAUAAACAAUAUCAGUUUUCAAAUCAUUGAUAAUCAGUUCAUAGGCAUUGCAGGCGAUGUAGGUGCAGGAAAAUCCACAUUGCUUAAUGCUAUACUAGGAGAGCUAGAAAUAAGUGAAGGAAACGUAGAAGUCAACGGUGCGAUUAGUUACGCUCCGCAAAAUCCAUGGAUAUUUGAGGCUAGCAUACGUGAUAAUAUAAUUUUUGUGGAAAAGUUUAAUGAGAAACGUUAUAAGGCGGUACUGCGUGUUUGUGAGCUUGAAAGGGACAUACAAUUACAGCCGUAUGGAGACUCCACUAUAGUUGGUGAACGAGGAAGCAGUUUAAGUGGAGGCCAAAAGGCACGCAUUAGUUUAGCGAGAGCUGUUUAUAGACAAGCAGAUAUAUACCUUUUCGAUGAUCCACUUUCUGCAGUCGAUACACAUGUCUGUAAACGUUUGAUGCACAAAUGCUUUUUGGAGUUUUUACAUGAUAAAAUGCGUAUUUUAGUAACGCAUAGAGUACAGCACCUAAGAAAUGCGGAUCAGUUGAUUUUUAUGAAAGCUGGUAGAAUUGAAAUGGAGGGCACCUAUAAUGAUCUCAAAAAUACUGCAGCAUUCCGUAUGCAUUUAGGUGUCGAGUCGGAGGACGUGAAUAUAAAAGUUCAUCAUGCUGACAGCAUUGUGGAACCAGAAGUAAUCACAAAACCAGAACCAGAGAAAAAAUUAGAAAAGGAUAGCGGAGUGGAACGAAAGGAGCAACAAAUGCAAGGUUCAGUCAAGCUUAGUACUUAUAUAAUGUACUUCCAAGUACUGGGUAUGCCAUGGGUGAUAUUCAUUAUAUUUUCUCUAUUUAUAUUGGCACGUGCGAGUCAAGCUGCCAUGGACAUAUUUAUUGAAAGAUGGGCUACUUGGGAAGAGUCCAGACCAUACAAAGGAGAUUAUCCCGACGAAGAAUAUGCAUCUAAAAGAGAACAAAUAUUGCUCAUAUAUACCAUAUUUAUUAUAUGUACCUUGGUCUUGUAUAUUAUGCGCACAUUUGGUUUCUUUUUGAUGUGUCUAAAGAUUUCGUUGCGAUUGCAUGAUAGCUUGUUUCAAGGCAUUAUACGUGCUCCUAUGUAUUUCUUUAACACAAAUGCAUCAGGACGCAUAUUGAAUAGAUUCUCCAGCGAUAUAACUAAUGUUGAUGUUGCAUUAUCGCAAGCAAUGUUAGAUUCUAUUGGCUUCUUCGUGGAUGCUAUCGCGGUUCUGGUAGUUGUUGCUUUCGCAAAUUACUGGCUUUUACUUCCUGCAUUCGUUUGUAUUGGUCUAUUGUAUUUGUGCCGUAGUUUCUAUAUAGGAGCAAGUCGUUGUUUGAAACGUGUUGAAAUUAUGACUCGCAGUCCUAUAUAUUCUCAUACGAAUCAAACGUGUCAGGGUCUAACAACAAUUCGUGCCUUGAAUGCCAGCAAACAUUUGGAUGAUGAGUUCCACAGUUACCAAAAUCACAACACUUCAGCACUAUAUCUUUUCGUAACUACAAAUCGUGCCUUCGCUUUUUACACUGAUCUUAUUUGCAGUAUUUAUAUUUUACUUGUGACGUUCAGUUUUUUGAUCAUCAAUCGCGAUUUUUACAGCGGUGACGUCGGUUUGGCUAUAUCAUCUUCAAUGACUUUGGUAAUUAUGUGCCAAUGGGGUAUGCGACAAAUGGCAGAAACUGAAAAUAAUAUGACAAGUGUGGAACGUGUUAUGGAAUAUGCACAAAUACCUUCCGAACCACCAUUACAAACCGAUGAAAGUAUUAAACUACCAGAGAAUUGGCCAGAAAAUGGUUGUGUACGCUUCAAUGAAGUGUGUUUACGUUACUCCACCAAUGGGAAUUACAUAUUGAAAAAUUUAACUUUCUCCGUAAAUUCAAUGGAGAAAAUUGGCAUUGUUGGGCGCACUGGCGCGGGCAAGUCAUCAAUUGUUCAAGCCAUGUUUCGUUUGGCACAAAAUGAGGGUCUGAUUGAAAUUGAUGGCUUCGAUAUUAAUAACUUGGGUUUACAUGACUUACGUAGUCGCAUAUCUAUUAUACCACAGGAUCCGAUAUUAUUUUACGGCACUUUGCGUUACAAUUUGGAUCCAUUCGAAGAGAAAACUGAUGAGGAGUUAUGGGGUGUUUUGGCUGAGGUUAAACUAAAGGAAUAUAUAAUGACACUUAAAGGAGGUAUUAGUUGUCGUAUGCAUGAUGGUGGUUCCAACUUUAGCAUGGGCCAACGCCAAUUGGUGUGUUUAGCACGUGCUAUAUUACGGCACAGUCGUAUACUUAUCUUGGAUGAAGCCACAGCUAACGUCGAUGCUGAGACUGAUAAACUCAUUCAGACAGCCAUACAAACAAAGUUCAAGAACUGUACCGUCUUGACGAUAGCACAUCGUCUACACACUGUUAUGGAUAACGAUCGCGUUCUAGUGAUGGAUGCUGGGCAAGCAGUUGAAAUGGGUCAUCCCUAUGAAUUACUACAAAACGAAAAUGGCUAUUUGCGGAAGUUAGUUGAUAAGACAGGAGAGGGUACUGCGAGGAAUUUAAAAAUAAUGGCUGAAGAUAGCUAUAAGAAACGAGUAACACACAUGAAAGCAGAAUAGUUAAAAGUUUAGUGGUUAAGUUGGGAAUUAUUUUGCUAAGCGCUAUGGUUGUGAUUUUUUUCUUUUUAU
Messenger RNA from Teleopsis dalmanni, 4037 nucleotides. RefSeq names its product probable multidrug resistance-associated protein lethal(2)03659. The record is from RefSeq and is a predicted model, not a curated record. The transcript is spliced from 7 exons. Gene Ontology annotation, cellular component: membrane. Lineage: Eukaryota; Metazoa; Arthropoda; Insecta; Diptera; Diopsidae. Bases 57 to 3968 code for a protein of 1303 amino acids. Gene Ontology annotation, biological process: transmembrane transport. Gene Ontology annotation, molecular function: ATP hydrolysis activity; ABC-type transporter activity; ATP binding.